This is a messenger RNA of Haliotis rubra (blacklip abalone), 669 nucleotides long. RefSeq lists its product as uncharacterized. The record is from RefSeq and is a predicted model, not a curated record. Bases 101 to 556 code for a protein of 151 amino acids. The transcript is spliced from 6 exons. Gene Ontology annotation, molecular function: calcium ion binding. NCBI's taxonomy places the organism in Eukaryota, Metazoa, Mollusca, Gastropoda, Lepetellida, Haliotidae.
UUUUUAAAUAUUUCCCCAAUCCCAUGUCACGUGGCGAAGCAUACCAGCUUUCCUUCUCCCGCCAUAUGUUCAUUUCGUAACUCUCACCAUUAAGACAGCGAUGUUCCAGUACGCCCUGUUCCUCCUCCUGCCCUGUGUGCUGGGUGACACGGAUCCGGUGACGGCCUGGGAGGCCCACGUGAACAAGGAAACAGACAAUAUGUGGAAGACCUUUGACUCCAACAACAACGGAAAAUUCGACAGGAGUGACGUGAAACUAUUCAUCCAUGACUACGACACUGACGGGCCGAGUUCGACUUCCACUGGGGGGGUGACGGAGCCAACUCUCAACAUCGUCGCAGACGCCCUGUUCCUGGAGUACGACGACGACCAGAGCGGUAAUGUGACGUCUUCCGACCUGGACGCACUCUACAACAGGAUGGACCAAAACAAUGACGGAACUGUCGACAAGCAAGAAUUCAAGGCUUACUACAAACAGCUCCUCACAGUGUUGUUCAUCCUGCAGACUCAGCACUUUGAGAAUUCGAUCACCACCACCGCAGCACCAUCAACAUAAUAAUAAACAAUACAAACAUGCCACAGUGAUCAGUGUUUUCUGCCAAUAUCACACUGAGAAUCAGGUCACUCCAGGGCCAUGAACGUGACACCAGUAAAUAAUGGUAAACCUCA